CAGUCAGCAAAGAUCAAAGAUCGCCGAUGGAGCGCAAGGCCAAGCAGCGCAGCGCCCGAGCGGAGGAGAGCACCGCGCUGAUAUCUGUCGUCGAGUACGACGUGCGCUCGUCGCGGGCACAUGCGCCGCCGCUGGCCAAGGUCUGGCGCCCAGCAGACAGCCGCCUCGUGGCCGAUGGCACGCCGAGCGCGUCGCCACCUCGCAGCCGCCCCACGUGGCUCGUGCAAGCUAUCCGUAGCGAGCUCUUUGACAUGUUUCUGCCGGCGGGGUACCCUAGCAGCGUCACCGAGGACUACCUGCCGUUCCAGCUCUGGGAUACAUGCCAAGCUAUGUGCAGCUACCUCCGCGGCGUCCUCGCGACGCAGUCCGUCCUUGAGAGCGUCGGCGUCGGCAACGAGGCCAUCACGCCCCUUGCCGCCGCCCUGCAGUGGGUCAUGCGCGACGGGUCCGGCAUGCUGGGUGGGCUCUUCUUCGCGUACGGCGUUGGCCCCAAGUUCGACGCGAACGUCAAGUUCUGGCGUCUCUACGCGGACGUCAUCAACGACGUGGGUCUGACACUCGACAUGCUCGCGCCCUUCGCACCUCGCUAUGUAACGCAGAUCCUUUGCGUCUCGUCGGUUUGCAAGGCCAUGUGUGGCGUCGCCGCCGGAGCGACGCGGUCGUCGCUGACUGCGCACUUUGCCAAGGCCGACAACAUGGCGGACAUUGCGGCAAAAGAAGGGUCGCAGGAGACCUUUGUGACGCUUCUGGGGCUGCUCACUGGCAUGUACUUCGCCAAUCUCGUCAACCAGUCACGUGCGAGUGUCUGGGUCGCGUUCCUCUUGCUGACCGCGAUCCACGUCGUUGCCAACUACAAGGCGGUGACGUCACUUUGCAUUCCGACGCUCAACCAAGCCCGUGCGACGCUUGCGAUCCGCUCGUUUCGAGGAAGCCAGACGCAGAGGCUCAGCAUUGCGCGCGUGAACGCGAUGGAACCGAUCUUGCCACGACGAGGUGGUCUUGGCAUUGUUCUCGGUGGGCGCCUGCCGCCGUCGCUCGACCUCCCGUCGCUCCUCGCGCUGCACAAGGACGACCACUACGUGCUGACCGUGGACGCUGCUUCGUCCACCGUCGUCGCGUCGCUCUUCGUGUCUGCGACGCCUAUGGACGAACUCAAGGCGUACUUCAAUGCGGUAGUGUUGGCCGACGCCGGGGCGCCAACGGCUCUUUCGGCGCUGGCCACGGCGCAUGCGGCGACGACGACCGAGUUCCCGGCGUUUGUCGAGACGAUGGAAACCCUCGGGUGGAAGAUGCACUCGUUUCCGCUGUCGACGCAGCCGACGCGAUAUGCGAUUGCCCGCGGCCACGUUGGACUCCUCUAA
This is a messenger RNA of Saprolegnia parasitica CBS 223.65, 1361 nucleotides long. RefSeq lists its product as hypothetical. The record is from RefSeq and is a predicted model, not a curated record. Lineage: Eukaryota; Oomycota; Saprolegniomycetes; Saprolegniales; Saprolegniaceae. The transcript is spliced from 11 exons. Bases 27 to 1361 code for a protein of 444 amino acids.